This is a messenger RNA of Vidua chalybeata, 3183 nucleotides long. RefSeq names its product RNA binding motif protein 46 (gene RBM46). Gene Ontology annotation, molecular function: mRNA binding. The coding region runs from base 118 to 1647 and encodes 509 amino acids. Lineage: Eukaryota; Metazoa; Chordata; Aves; Passeriformes; Viduidae. The transcript is spliced from 6 exons. Gene Ontology annotation, cellular component: nucleus. The record is from RefSeq and is a predicted model, not a curated record.
UUAAGAGCGAGGGAAACCCCCUGCGUGCCCGCGGGGCCGGGCGCAUGAGGCGCUGACAGCGCCGGCAGCUUCGCAGCGCUCUGAGGCGUUCGGCUCCCGACGGGACAGCGGGGAGUCAUGCCCUGGCCUCGUCUGCCUGGGGACAGUGCUGUUGCAGAUAUGCAUGAGGAGAAUAAAGCUGCAGCAAAUGGAUGUGGCAAAAUCCGAAGUGGCACUCAAAAUGGGGCAGCUUUACUUGCCCUAAUGGAGAAGACUGGAUACAGCAUUGUUCAGCAAAAUGGGCAAAGAAAACUUGGUGGUCCUCCACCAGGUUGGGAAGGUCCUCCACCACCUCGUGGAUGUGAAGUUUUUGUGGGUAAGAUUCCUCGUGAUAUGUAUGAAGAUGAGCUAGUUCCUGUUUUCGAGAAAGCUGGGAAGAUCUAUGAGCUCAGACUGAUGAUGGAAUUCAGUGGUGAGAACCGAGGCUAUGCUUUUGUGAUGUACACCACUAAAGAGGAAGCCCAGCUGGCCAUCAAGAUUCUUAAUAAUUAUGAAAUACGUCCAGGGAAGUUUAUUGGUGUCUGCGUAAGCUUGGACAACUGCAGACUGUUUAUUGGAGCAAUUCCUAAAGAUAAGAAGAAAGAAGAAAUACUGAAUGAAAUGAAAAAAGUUACAGAAGGAGUGGUGGAUGUCAUUGUUUAUCCAAAUGCCACUGACAAAACUAAAAAUCGUGGCUUUGCCUUUGUAGAAUAUGAAUCUCACAGAGCAGCUGCAAUGGCUAGAAGGCGGCUAAUCCCAGGAACGUUCCAGCCCUGGGGUCAUACUAUUCAAGUAGACUGGGCAGAUCCUGAGAAAGUAGUUGAUGAAGAAACUAUGCAAAGAGUCAAAGUAUUGUAUGUGAGAAAUUUAAUGAUAUCUACUACAGAGGACAAAAUUAAAGCUGAAUUCAACAAAUUCAAGCCAGGAGUAGUUGAACGUGUGAAGAAGUUGAGGGACUAUGCUUUUGUUCAUUUUUUCCACCGUGAAGAUGCAGUUGCUGCUAUGUCUGUAAUGAAUGGAAAGUGCAUUGACGGAGCCAGUAUUGAGGUAACACUGGCAAAGCCAGUUAACAAAGAAAGUUCUUGGAAGCAACAUUUUAAUGGACAGAUAAGUCCCAGUUCUGAAAACCUCUUAGUGUUUCCUAACAAAGAAGAUGGUACUCAAAAAUCCUUGGGGAAACCAGCAAGUCUUUCAGUUCGUCUGAAUGGUCAGAACAGUCCAAGCCCCCCUGAAGCUGAAAGAAGUACAUACCACAUUUUUCCAGGAAUAAAGCUUACUCCAAUUAGUAUGUAUUCUUUAAAGCUGAAUCACUUCAGUUCUGCAGUAAUGCAUCUGGAAUAUUUUUGCCAUAAAAAUAGCUGGGCACCACCAGAAUACUGCUUGUAUUCAACCACAAGUCAGGAUGGGAAAAUACUCUUGGUGUACAAGGUGCUUAUUUCUAGUAUUGCAGAUGAUUCCCAGAGUUAUUUCAUGCCAGAAAAACUCUGUACAACAGUAGAAGAUGCAAAGGAAUUGGCAGCACAGUUCACACUUUUACAUCUAGCCCCUGAACAAGCGUACAUAACUUUGCUGUCCCUGAAUGCAGCAUGGUGGGAUAGUAAAGCCAACUGUACACCCUACUUGGUUUGAAUAUCCCUGAAGAAGAGGAGUCUGGAAUUUAUUGCUUUGGAUCUUGUAAUGAAAAGAAAAAGAACAACCCACUGAUACAUAAUUACUGGAAAUUCACAUUCCAUUUUUAUUGAUGAAUAAUUCUUCAAAGUGUGUGUAUUAAGCAUUUCAAUUUAAAGAUUAGUGAAAUUGAAUGUUAAAUUGUUUUGGUUAGUUUGAUUAAAUUUGGGUUUUAAAAUAUAAUUUGUUUAAAAGUUUUUAUUACCUGUAAUAGUCUAUACACCAGUAAUUUAUAUUUAGUGUUGAAACAAUUUGCCACAAUUCCUAUUCUUGUAUUUUCACACAGAAUUUUUUCAGCUUCUAUUGCAUGUAACAAAUCUUAAACAAAUGUUAAAAAAUCCCACCAACAAAACAAUGAACACCAUUCUAGCAAUCAUAAACAUGCAUAAUAUGAGACUUAAAUACCAUCCACAAGUUUGCUUCCUUUAACUUGAUGCAAAAUUUUGUAGGAAGAACAUGUCCAAUAAAAUCUUUACUUCUGAUAUAGCAGUACAUCAAUGGAAAAUUGGUAUUUUGAAAGACUUUACAUGAAUGUACCAUCAGGCUACAUUGCUGUACUCAUAACACUGAGGUUCAAUACCUUAGUUAAUUCUUGGAGACAAAAACAGGCACAAGUAAUCUUGACAGAUACAGAUUACAUGUGCUUUUAUGUACAGCUCACUGAGUUGUGUUUCCUCUUGUUAGCACCUCCCUGUUGGGACAAACAUGUGCUUUCAAAUUCAUAAAGGCCUUACUUUUAUCCAGGUUGUCCCUUGAAACCAGCACCUGUGCUUGCCUGUGGUAGCCAUGUGGAACAGCAGCUUGCUCACUUUCUAAUCAGGCCGUGUUCUUAAAUAAACACUGUUUAGCAUUAAACUGAAAGUAGUUUUUGAUUUUUAAAAUCAGAUAUAUGUAAUUCAUUUUGAGGGAACCAUCAUUAUUUUUAUUGUGACUAUUUGGCAUUUCUCAGUCAAGUGCUUUAUUUAUUGAAUGACAAAACAACCUUUUUUUACCUUCUUGACAAUCUGAAACUAAUACUGUAGACCAUUCUUAUUUUUGGAAUUUUAUACAUAGUUUUAGUUCAUUGAUAAGGAAUGGACCAGGUGGUUAAAAUGUCUAAGGGCCUCAUCUAUGCAGGUGUUGUUUGUAAGCUGUUGGAUCUGAAAAUUGUUUGUCAGAAAGGAAUAUUAUGUAGACCGAAAACAAUGCAAUGGAAAGAUUUCAAGUUGAAUAAUUUUUCUUAAAAGCAAUCAGCUGUUGUGGUCCACUCUGUAUUUUGGUUCAGUGUAUUUCAUCACCAUAUUAAAUUGUCCUUUUUGUUGUUAAUUUAGGUGCAGUUAUAGCAGUUUCAUUUUAUUUGCAUUUGAUAUUAGCUCCAUAAUAAUUCUUUUACAUGUUGCAAUUUCUAAUGUUGAAAUAAUGUGUUUGACUUCUGUACACAAAUUAACAUUUAUAUUAAAUUUAUGCUGUUCAUAUUUAGUGUGCGUAAAAGAAAAAUAAAUUAUUAUUUUAGACAUA